Molecule: messenger RNA, 1727 nt
Organism: Temnothorax curvispinosus
Lineage: Eukaryota; Metazoa; Arthropoda; Insecta; Hymenoptera; Formicidae
Gene: Mfap1
Product: microfibrillar-associated protein 1
Exons: 2
Coding region: 111-1484 (457 amino acids)
Biological process (GO): mRNA splicing, via spliceosome
Cellular component (GO): U2-type spliceosomal complex
Molecular function (GO): RNA binding
Source: RefSeq, a predicted model, not a curated record
UUAUUGCCAACGGUGUUGUCAAGAUUAUCGCGAGUGAGGACUGAGAUGAAAUUUUAUUAAUUUUUUUAAUAUCUCGCUCUAACACUGCGUGAUCUUGAUACGGCGUCAAGAUGAUGAUGGACUAUUUUGUGACGAACAAUUCCUUAGCACCCGCACCGAUGGGGAUACAAAGCACGGCGGGUGCUGUGCCCGUGAAGAAUGACAAAGGAGAAUUGUCUAUGAAGAAGGUGAAGGUACAUCGUUACGUUUCCGGUAAGCGGCCAGAUUAUGCAGCAGUAAGUUCGGAUGAGGAAUCAGAAGAUGAGGACUUCCUUGAAAGGCGCGUGCACAAGGGUUACGACGACAACGAGACCGUCGCGGACGUUGCCUCACAUUUGCACACGAAGAGUAGGGACGAGGAUGAUCCGCGUCUGCGAAGGUUGACACGGCAGCAAAAGGAGGCGUCGGCCGAGGUGCAAGCGGAAAGACACAGACACAUUCACGAGCCCGAGCUUAUCGAGAUCGAGCUAGAAAGAACGCGAGAGAGGAUCAAGUUAGAGAGUUCUGACUCGUCCGAGGAUGAGGAACUGUCGGAUUCCGAGAUAGAGAAACGACGGGAGGCCCUGAAGCAGCGAGUGCUGUCCAGGAAGGAGACGGAGGAGGAAUUGAUACAGGGCGAGGAGGAGGAAAGGUCGGGCGAGACCUCGGAGGAGAGCUCGGAAGAGGAGGAGUACACAGACUCUGAGGAGGAGACUGGACCGCGGUUAAAACCUGUGUACGUGCGCAAGAAGGACAGGAUAACGGUGAUGGAGAAGGAAAAAGAGGCAAUGCGGCAGAAGCAAGCAGAAGUCGAGGCCAAGAAAGCGGUCGAGGAACGAAAGAGGCAAACUCUGAGAAUGGUAGAAGAAACGAUACGGAAAGAGACACAGAUGGGCAAUAAAGGUAAUACCGAGCACGAGAGCAAGUUGAACGAUGUUUGCACGGACGACGAGAACGACGAAGUGGAAUACGAAGCUUGGAAGCUGCGCGAGCUUAAAAGAAUUAAACGAGAUCGCGAGGAGAGGGAGCAGCUCGAGAAGGAACGUUUGGAGAUCGAGCGUAUCCGCAAUAUGACUGAAGAGGAACGAAGGCAGGAGGCGCGACUAAACCCUAAGACAAUCACCAAUAAGGCGGCCAAAGGAAAGUACAAGUUCCUGCAGAAAUACUAUCAUCGUGGCGCAUUCUACUUGGACAAGGACGAUACUAUAUUCAAGCGUGACUUCUCUGGCGCGACUUUAGAGGACCAUUUCGACAAGACGAUUCUACCGAAAGUCAUGCAAGUAAAGAAUUUCGGACGCAGCGGCAGAACCAAAUACACUCACUUGGUGGAUCAGGACACGACGCAGUUCGAUUCACCUUGGAUAUCGGAGACCGCUCAAAAUCUCAAAUUCCACAAUAAUCAAGCGGCGGGGAUGAAGCAAGUCUUUGAGCGACCCUUCUUGAAAAAGAGGAAAACUGAAAAUUAAUAAUAUACUAAUUUUUUUCAUCUUUUAUUAAUGUAGCAAUUACAUAACGUAUUGUAACACAUCGAAAUAUUUGUAAAUACAAAUCUUUCAGUUCGACAAAUAUAUAACUUGUAUGGGAAAGACAUGCAUGAAACUAUUAUAUUGACAUACAAUUAGAACCGACUUAUCACAUUGCUGGCUUGUUCUACAAAAGUAAUCAACAUGUAUACAAAAAUCAUAUAAAUAUAAACUUUAUAUAUCAGG